AUGGCCGAACCCACGCCAUCCGGAUCUCAACCGCGAGAUAAUCUUCCCGAGACCGAAAUUCCAGAACAACCUCUACCACUUGACUACAACUACCCCGAUGUUGGACGCAAAGAAGACCCCGAAUUCCCUGACGAGUACGUCCUCGAAACUAGCACUGGUAUUGUUCCCCAAACGACACUGGAGCGCCGACGCUCUCGAGCAUCUACCUUUACUGCUCACAAACCUCCUACCGACAUUGAAAAGGCCAAAGAAUCCAUUGAAUUUGUGACUUUCACCAUUGGAGACCCUGAACACCCACAUAAUUGGUCGGUCUUCUAUCGUUGGUACGUUACCCUCGUCGCGUCAGGGUUAGUAGUAUGCAUCGCGUACGGCUCUUCUAUCGUCACUGGUGGCUUGGGCCUGAUUCAAAAGCAAUACAACGUCUCAUUAGAGGUCGCUAUCUUGACCUGCUCAAUCAUGGUGUGUGGAUUCGCCGUUGGGCCUCUAAUUUGGUCGCCUCUCUCCGAAAUCAUUGGUCGAAGACCCGUCUACAUCAUCUCUCUGUCCCUCUAUGUCAUCUUCAACAUCCCAUGCGCCCUGGCACCCAACAUCGGAUGCCUAUUGGCCUGUCGUUUCCUCUGCGGUGUCUUCUCAAGCUCCGGUCUUUCGCUAGCUGGUGGAACCAUUGCCGAUAUCUGGAGGAUGGAAGAGCGAGGAGAAGCCAUCGCUUACUUCGCCGCCGCUCCAUACUGCGGCCCUGUCAUCGGCCCCAUCGUCACCGGUUGGAUCAACGUCGGCAGCGGUCGCCUGGAUCUCUUCUUUUGGACAAACAUGGCAUUCGCGGGCGUCGUCAUGAUUAUAAUUGGUCUUGUCCCUGAGACCUAUGCGCCUGUGAUCCUUAAACGCCGCGCUGCCAAGCUACGAAAAGAAACCGGCAACACCAACAUCAUCACAGAGCAGGAGCAGCACAAACUCACCCUACGUGAUAUUGCUCGCACCAGCUUGAUUCGCCCCAUCACUAUGAUCAUGACAGAGCCUGUCCUCGAUCUAAUGUGCAUGUACAUUGUACUGAUAUACUCCAUGCUCUACGCCUUCUUCUUCGCCUACCCAGUUAUCUUCGGCAAACUCUACAAUUACAACGACGGCCAGAUCGGCUUGAUGUUCAUUCCAAUUUUGAUCGGCGCCAGUUUCUCUCUUAUGGUUACCCCAGCGAUUGAGAAGAAUUUCCGAUCAAUCUGCCGCAAACGAGCUUCUACUCCUGAAGACCGACUCAUCGCCGCACUCAUUGGUGCACCAUUCAUCCCGAUCGCAUUCUUCUUGCUCGGCGCUACCUCCUUCAAGCACAUUAUUUGGGUGGGACCUGCUUCGUCAGGCAUUGCGUUCGGAUUCGGCAUGGUUUUGUGCUACUAUUCCGUGAACAACUAUAUCAUCGAUUCUUAUCAGAAAUAUGCGGCUUCUGCGCUGGCUGCCAAGGUCUUCCUACGCUCUGGUGGCGGUGCUGCGUUCCCGUUGUUUACUACCCAAAUGUAUGAUCGUCUUGGCUUACAGUGGGCUUCGUGGCUUCUUGCUUUCAUUGGUGUUGGAAUGGUUUUUAUCCCCUACGUCUUUUAUAUCUAUGGAGCGAAACUUCGGGCCAAGUUGAACCGGGAUUGA
Molecule: messenger RNA, 1632 nt
Organism: Penicillium atrosanguineum
Lineage: Eukaryota; Fungi; Ascomycota; Eurotiomycetes; Eurotiales; Aspergillaceae
Product: MFS transporter
Exons: 1
Coding region: 1-1632 (543 amino acids)
Biological process (GO): transmembrane transport; spermine transport
Cellular component (GO): fungal-type vacuole membrane
Molecular function (GO): spermine transmembrane transporter activity
Source: RefSeq, a predicted model, not a curated record